AUAUUGUGGAUUCAUUUAGAAAGAGACAGAAACAAUUCACAGCCAGAUUCCAGUAUAUUUCUUUCUAAAACGCUCUCAUGGCUGAAUCGCUGUCUCUGAAAAGAUCAAAAUCAUGUCUUCUCAGCCGCUUUGCGCCCUCUCCUUCAGUAGGCGAACGUCUGGCCAAGGAAAGGGGCUUCGUUUUAGAUUGUGUGGCUGUGGAACGAAUUUCCAAAGAUUAUAGCUGCUCCUUACCGAAACUUGGCUCUGUCAUUCCACCGUACAACGCUCAAAAGGACCCCCACAUCAGCGCCUACUUUAGAACUAAACCAGUUCCACCUUUGCUGAAGAAAACAGGACAGGAACGUGGAGGUACGUCAACCUAUGGUGUACUGGCUGACCGCUUCCAAUUCACCGGAGCAGCUGCUCAUUACCUACAAACCCGGAAUAAUUCUGGUGCAGGUCAUUCCGCAGACUAUACAAGAGGCCACGGCUUGUUCCUUUCCUCUGUAAGACCUAUUUAUGGAUACAAUGGAACAUAUGGAUACAGAAGAAAUACCCCGUCAUUGAGGAGACAGCCUUCACCAUUUGGCAUUGUAACCUCUUCUCCGAUUUACUGAAACAUUUAACACUUACCAUUGUCAAGCCAACUUCACUUUAAAAAAAAUAAAUGUUUAUUUAUUAAUAUUACACUGAAUAAAUGUUAACAUUUAAUGCGAUCUGAACUGGAAUAAUUGAGAUCCAAGCAAAUAAUAUCACGUAUGAUAAUAGGAAUCAAAUAAAAGGAACAGUUAGCAU
This is a messenger RNA of Pelobates fuscus (common spadefoot toad), 777 nucleotides long. RefSeq names its product sperm microtubule associated protein 1 (gene SPMAP1). The coding region runs from base 78 to 599 and encodes 173 amino acids. The transcript is spliced from 3 exons. Lineage: Eukaryota; Metazoa; Chordata; Amphibia; Anura; Pelobatidae. The record is from RefSeq and is a predicted model, not a curated record.